AUGAACGGUGUUGUCGUUGAUAAGGAAUGCAAGGAAAAGGCGGGAAUACUAGAAAGACACAAUGCAGUUGACGUCGGCGCCAAUAGAGAGGACCCCCCCAGAUGGCAGCACUCCGACCAAAACAGACUGUCCACGCUGCCGACUGGCGACCGCUCGAACCUGCUCCGGUCGCAUGCGGCCAAGUCGGCGGAGUGCGGCCACAGCUCCCCGCGACCGCGCCGGCCGCCGCGCGAGUCGCGGCGCAUCUCCCUCGCGCAGGCGCCUGGAUACGUGCAGCUUAACCAGUACAGACUGCUGGAACCUAUCGGACAGGGUUCGUAUGGCAUCGUCAAGCUAGCUUACAAUGAAGAAGACGACACACACUAUGCCAUGAAGAUUCUGUCCAAACGCAAGCUGAUGCGGCGGGCGGGGCUAUUCGGGAGGGCGCCACCCCGAACGGGGCCCCGGGGCCCACCCCCGGACCCCCUGCAAAGGGUCUACCGCGAGAUCGCAGUGCUCAAGAAACUUGACCACGCGAACGUAGUUAAAUUAGUUGAGGUCUUAGACGACCCAGCGGAAGACCAGCUGUACCUGGUAUUCCAACUGCUGGAAGGAGGACCAGUGAUCGACAUCCCCACGGAUAACCCACUCAGCGAACAGCUGGCCAGGAGAUACUUCAGGGAUGCCUUGCUAGGAGUAGAAUACUUACACUACCAGCGUAUAGCACACCGCGAUAUAAAGCCGGCUAACCUCCUGCUCGGCGAGGGACGGGUCCAGGUGGCGGACCUGGGCGCGUGCGGCGAACUGGCGGGUGCCGGACGGCUCACAGGCGCCGUAGGCACGCCCGCCUUCAGGGCCCCCGAAGCUGCGGCCAACGCUGACAAGUACAAUGGAGAGGCAGCCGACAUUUGGUCUCUUGGUGUGACUUUAUUCGCUAUGGUGACGGGACGCGUACCCUGGAUAGGGCCCACGGCGACGGACCUGCAGCGAAGGGUGCUGGAGGAGCCCCUGGCCUUCCCCGCACGCCCACAGCUGACCAGGUCGUUAAAGGAUCUGCUACAUAAGAUGUUGGAUAAGAACCCCGGCAGUAGAGCUACUAUGCAGGAGAUUAAGGAACACGAGUGGGUGACUGCGUUUGGCUUGGAGCCCUUACCCUCGGAGCAGGAGAACUGCCGCCUGGUGGAGGUCACGGACGAGGACAUGGCGCAAGUGGUCACCUCCAUCCCCAACCUCUCCACGCUGAUCCUCAUCAAGACCAUGCUCAAGAAACAUAGCUUCCAGAACCCGUUCACACGCAGCCGCGAAGGCAGCGCUGGACGGCGCGAGUCGGGCGCGGGGCGCGGCGCGGGGGACGCCACGCGCGCACGACGCGGGACACUCGCGCGCGCCGGGCGCUCGCACUCCGCGCCAGGGGACUACCUCACCACCAGGCAACAAUCGUUCGACAUCAACCUGGAGUCGGUAGAAGAGUCGCGCGACCAGAGCGUCGACGGGCGCGAGGGGGAGGCUCCCCCCUCCAGCCCCGCCCCGGCCCCCCCACCUGCGGCCGCCACCGCCCCCGCCCCCGCCCCCGCCACGCGCGUGCAGUCCGCGCGGUGAUAUUCCCCGCGCCGCGCCCCGCGGAGGAGCGCAUACAGUUUCGACAGGGAAGUCAAAUUGCUCAUGUUUUAACUGGAAGAAGACCUUGUAUAUUGUUUUGCCAUAGUCUACAUUAUGGCAUUUUGGAAAUAAAAAUUCUUCGGUCGCGCUCGCCGCGUCUGCAGAUUCGACAGGGAAGCGAAACUACUUGUUCUAACUGGAGGAAGAUUUCUUGAACCUUCUCUAUUAUUUAGCUUUAGUAUAGGAACCGGUUGUAGUAGGUCACAUGCAUUGCAGAGAACAACUUUUCAGUCAGCGGUGGCUACUGCUUUGACAGGGAAGUCAAACUACUCAUAUUCUAAACGGAGAAAGACCUUUUUUAAUAAUUAGCUAUAAUAAAACAAGCUCGUUGAUCCAAGCUAUUAUGGGAAAGGUAAACUUUUCAGUCCCACUCUCCAGCUCAUGGUUUAAUCAAUAAAAAUUGCUAUUUUUCAAUUUUGGUAUUCGAACUCAUUGAACGCAAGCGAUAUGGAAGAGAGAAUCCUUUCAGUCCCACUCCUCAGUUAGACAACGCUACCAACAACUAACAAUGCAAAUUUUUCGGACGAAUCACAAACGUUAAAUUGCAAUCUGAAUCGCUAUAUGUCUUAUAUUCUCCGUAUCAUCUUCAUGACCCCCUGAUACGUUACGUCCCGUAUGCAGUUAGCUUUAAAUUGCUUUAUUUUUGCUGCUUGAUUUAUUUUAAAGACAAUUUUAUUAGCAACAAAAAAACAAGGUCCAGUUAAAACGCAGGAUAGACACCUGGACUUAGCCAAGUUUUACCUGGUAAAUUAUGUUUAUUAUUGUUUAUUCCCGGUCUUCUCCAUUUCCUUUCUUUUCUUCCACUAUUCCCUUCACGAUGUUAUCAAAGCUUAAUCGUGUCAUUAAGGUGCCUGAACAUCCUUCUUCUGUUUACCAAAGUUUCAAGUUACGCUCUCUUUUUGUUCACCAUUUGUAAUGGUCUUUCGUUUGUUAUCCUUUUUAUAUUUUAUAUAGCCAGGAAGGCAAAUGACUCUAACCCACCUAAUAUUAAGUGGUAAUAAAGUUCAAAUGCGAAGAUAGCUGGUACAGCAGUUAUAAACUGCCACACCAACCAUCGUAACCUUGAAGGCCUGCAAAAAUGCUUCUUCACGCCUCUCUUAAAAGAACCAAGAUUGUAGGAAGGAGCGAACUCGUGAGCGGGCAGAGCAUUCCAUUUACGGAUAGUGCGACGAAGAACUGAGUCACCAAAUUUCUUUGUACGCGUUGGAAUUGUGGCCACAGUUAGAUGGUGACAACGUAGGCC
Chilo suppressalis (striped riceborer) is the source of this 2881-nucleotide messenger RNA. The record is from the annotation of a GenBank genome assembly. NCBI's taxonomy places the organism in Eukaryota, Metazoa, Arthropoda, Insecta, Lepidoptera, Crambidae.